AUGUAAACAGAGAAAAAAUGAAUUGUGCAAAAACAUGUCGUUUUCGGAUAAACGACAAUAAAUAUUAAGAUAACUCCAGUUGUAUUGACAAAAAUGCCCUGCCUCAUUUUACAUUGACAUUCAGGGCGAUUGAUUCACCCACGACCCCGACGAGAUACUCUUCUCAUCUGUUAGAUAUUUGAACGCCGAGUGGGACCGUGGCCAACGACCACCUGAGCUGAGGCUAAGGGACUAGUUGCAUGUACUUCGUCUACUACUGCUUCAAUUCAUUUGCGCUUCGAAACAACAAAGCUGCUCCUGCUACGCUCUCUCAAAUUUCAAGUUUAUAACUUUUCUGCCAUACUUGAACCUUAUCACUUCAUGUAUGAUGAAAUGCCUCAGUAGGGUGGAAGUGAAAGUUGGAGUAAUGCUAUGAGACAAUAAACGAGGGAGAUAAUCGUGAAUAAAUGUUCCAGAAGCCUCCAGCAGUAUCCUCUGCUUUACGGGAUUCAUCUCAGAUUGGCAUUUUCCCGAUUAUAACUGAGUUCACCAGGCCUCAAUUAUCAGCCUUAAGGCCAUAUAGACUCGGAUUCAAGUUUGAGCUAGAACACCAGCUUCAUAAACGUAGAGCAGCCAUAUUGGCAACCGGAAUAAGUGCCAGUUACAAGCCAACACCAAAACCUCCUUUCACAAGACGAGAUUCACAUCCCCAAAAUGUAGAUCUUCCUGAAAUACUACCCAAGAAAAAGAAGAAACCAUAUCCUAUUCCAUUAAAGAAGAUCAAGGAAGUUGCAAGGCAGAGCAAAAAGCUAGCAGAUAAGGGAAUUGAGAAUCCCCUCGAACCUCCAAAGAAUGGACUGCUUGUUGCUGAUCUUAUACCCAAUGCAUAUCAAUUACUAGAUGCCUGGAAGCUUUUAAUUAAAGGUGUUGCACAGCUCUGGCAUGCAAUUCCCGUGUAUGCUUGCAGUGAGUGCUCCGAGGUUCAUGUGGCUGAGAGUGGUCACCACAUCCAGAACUGCCUCGGUCCAACCAGUUCAAAGCGUCGAAGCUUCCACUCAUGGAUCAAGGGAUCCAUCAAUGACAUUCUUAUUCCCAUUGAAUCAUAUCAUCUCUAUGACCCUUUUGGUCGGCGCAUUAAGCAUGAAAAUCGAUUUCAGUAUGACAGAAUUCCAGCCAUUGUGGAGCUAUGCAUCCAAGCUGGUGUGGAUUUACCAGAUUACCCUUCACGGCGAAGAACCACACCAAUCCGCAUGAUUGGGAGGAAAGUAAUUGAUCGUGGUGGAUUUGUUGAUGGGCCUAAGCUAUCGAGCUCUGCAAAUCCAUCUUCACUUGUUGAUCUCGAUACAUACGGGGCUACUAUGCGAAUCCCAUCUCCAUUACCAUCAGAAAUACCUAGGAUUGCACAGGAAACAAUGGAUGCAUAUGAAGCUGUUCAAUUUGGCAUUACUAAGUUGAUGAAGAAAUACACUGUCAAGGCAUGCGGAUAUUGCUCAGAGGUUCAUGUGGGACCUUGGGGUCACAAUGCUAAGCUAUGUGGGGAAUUCAAGCAUCAAUGGAGAGAUGGGAAGCAUGGUUGGCAGGAUGCUACUGUGGAUGAAGUUUUUCCUCCAAAUUAUGUGUGGCAUGUUAAAGAUCCUAAAGGGCCUCCCUUGAGGAGUGCACUCAGGAGAUUCUAUGGUAAGGCCCCUGCUGUGGUUGAGCUGUGCUUGCAGGGUGGUGCAAUGAUUCCUGAGAGGUACAAACCCAUGAUGAGGCUUGACAUUGUAGUCCCUGAAAGUGACGAGUCAGGUUUAGUUGCCUGAUCAUUAGGUAAAUGUCAAUGGUACUUUAUUUAAGCAUGUAUAGUUUUUGUUUGAGUAAUUGCCUCAAUUGAACUAUUUAAUUAUACAAGUGUUUGUCAGUUUCUUAUUACUCGUGAAAAAGACGGGCAACCUGAAAUCUUAAAUUAUGAAUAUUACUUUUUUUGAAGCCUGUUAUUGCUGGCGAAUAGACAUCUAAAGUUGAGAUAGCA
Humulus lupulus (European hop) is the source of this 1990-nucleotide messenger RNA. Its product is annotated as APO protein 1, chloroplastic. Bases 447 to 1781 code for a protein of 444 amino acids. Gene Ontology annotation, molecular function: RNA binding. NCBI's taxonomy places the organism in Eukaryota, Viridiplantae, Streptophyta, Magnoliopsida, Rosales, Cannabaceae. The record is from RefSeq and is a predicted model, not a curated record. The transcript has 6 exons.